Aspergillus mulundensis is the source of this 1041-nucleotide messenger RNA. RefSeq names its product M20 family metallopeptidase. The record is from RefSeq and is a predicted model, not a curated record. Gene Ontology annotation, molecular function: hydrolase activity. The transcript has 2 exons. Lineage: Eukaryota; Fungi; Ascomycota; Eurotiomycetes; Eurotiales; Aspergillaceae. Bases 1 to 1041 code for a protein of 346 amino acids.
AUGGCAGAUACACCGGUCGUCAAGCUCCUUGAGAAGCUGAUGGAGAUUCCCUCCGUCAGCGAGCAGGAACAACAGAUCGGAAUAUUUCUAGCGGACCAUCUCAAGUCCCUGGGCUAUACCGCGGAGCUCAUACCGAUAUCACCCAACUCCGACCGCUGCAAUGUAUACGCGUACUUGGGUAAAGACCGCAAGGCUAGAACGCUCCUCACUUCACACAUGGACACGGUCCCGCCGCACAUUCCGCUGAGCAUCAAGGGGGACGUUAUUUUCGGCCGCGGGGCAUGCGACGACAAGGGACCUCUAGCGGCGCAGAUUGUUGCGCUGGAAGAGCUGCGGGCGGAGGGUUUGGUGAAAGAUGGCGACGUGGCUCUGCUCUUUGUUGUGGGGGAAGAGAAGGGAGGGCCUGGAAUGCUUGCUGCGAAUGAGAUGGGCUUGAGCUGGGAGGCUGUCAUUUUUGGAGAGCCCACCGAGGGCAAGCUGGCUACUGGGCACAAGGGCCAUUUUGUCUUCGAGCUGUUUGUAACUGGCACUGCUUGCCACUCGGGGUACCCGCAUCUGGGGAAGAGUGCCACCGCAACGCUCGUUGCUGUGCUGGAUGAGCUGAAAGCACUCGAGCUGCCUACAUCGCAACUCCUGGGUCCGACUACAUUUCACUGCGGUAAGAUGCAGGGUGGAGUCGCCUACAAUGUUCUCGCUGCUGACGCCUACGCCCUUUGUGGUAUUCGUGUUGCGGCUGACUUGCACGGCAUCGAGAGAAUGGUGGAAGAGGUUGUCGGUAGAUAUCCCGAUGUCACGAUGAAGAAGUCAUUCGGCUAUCCGGAGACUUUGCUGGACCAUGAGAUCGAAGGCUUGGACUCGAUGCCGGUUUCAUACGGCACUGAUGUCCCUCGACUGAAUGGAACCCAUAAAAAGUAUCUUUAUGGCCCGGGUUCGAUCUUGGAUGCGCACGGAGAAAACGAGCAGGUUGCGAUUCCGGAUUUGAUCGAGUGUGUGGCUGUUUACAAGAAGCUGGUUCUCCAAAUGCUGAAUCCUAAUCAGUGA